GACUACUAAUGUGCAUGUCAACUGAACAAGUCCUCGGUGUACAAAAAUACUUGUCAACCGCAACAAUGUUUUAUUACUAAGUGCAAAGUGAACUUUUCAGACUUAACAGAAGUAAGUAAAGAUAAAAACCAAAGCAAUGUGAUAUGAUGUGAUGCAUAAGAGAUAAUAUAAUUUAUACUAUGUUCAGUGGAGAGAAAAGCCUGACUUAUUUCAAAUAGUAUGACAGCAAAUGGAUUUUCUUUUGUGAACAAAACCAAAACUGAUUUGUGUCUUUCUAGGCAAUUAUUGGGGAGAAAACCAAAUAUUGUCAAAUCAGAUUUUGAAAUCAUACAAUUCAUUCCUGUGACCUGUAUGGUGUUGACAAGUUGAUAAAUGAAUAUAUCAUUCUAAGUAAAGAAAACAGCUCUGGACUAAUCCCUUUUUCCAUUUUGUUGAUAAAGCCAGCUAUAAUCUCUUCAGGAUUGUUCAAAAGAAAGCUGUGAUAUAGAUGAAUUGAAGCUACCUGACAUUUUAUUCUCAAUUGACUUCACCGAGGAAAUUAUUUGAUUAUUUACUAAAAGGGAUGCAGUUCCAAGUGCUGCAAAUGUAAAUAACACCAAAUACAACCUAAAUGCAAUAAUUCCUGAUUGCAUAGAUUUUAAAAGCAAUUGUCAGUGUGCUAGUGCUAUAAAUUAGGAAUGCUAAGAAAAUAAAAUUAUAAAUCAAAUAUAGCGCAUGGUAAAUUUAUCUUUGUUAAAAUAACAAGAAACUUUCUGACUAACAGUACCAUGAAGUUUAAAGCCUCUAUUACUUUUUAAAACCUUGAAGUAAUUUUUAAAAGGUAAAAUAAUAACCUGUAAUUUUUGUGAAUACUUGGUGGGGGCGGUGAUUUUUAUUUUUUUUAAAUUAUUCCCCCUUUUUGACACAUUUUACAAAAUAAUAAAUAUUUUGGUCAAAUUCUCAUGAAAUGUUCUAAAUCAUGCAUAUGAUAUAAGAAAAUGAAUUUGCUUUCUAAAUAAACAUUUUAUUAAAUAAUUUUAUGUGGUUUUUUUUUUUCCUUCUUUGCAUGUGAUCACCAAUUUUAAAAAAAAACAUUUUAAUUUUUUUUAAAAUUGCAUUAUUUUUUUCACAACUUUUAAGUAUUGACUUUAUGUGUUUGAAAACAAAUAUUUUUAGAAACCUCAUGCAUCUCCCCACAAUAAUAUAUAUAACAUCAUGAACUUUAGACAAGGAUUCUAAAAGUUAUUGACUCUUUUUUAAGGUCACUAGAAAUCUCAUGAGAAACUUGCAAAAUUAAAGGAAUGUAAAGAGUUAUGACUUGUAUGUUGCAGCUCACCUAAAACUUGCAUGUUACAGCUCACUAAGACUUGUAUGUUACAGCUCACUUAAAACUUGCAUGUUACAGCGCCUUGAGGAUGUCAUGUCUCUGCUUGAUGCUCUGGGUGUCUGGGACACAGAAGCUAUGGUUGCCUGGACAGAGAUGGUCCACAGAGUGUUCUCAGUGCUGCUAGCAUUCUCGAAGCAACCAGAUCUGGAGGUAUACAAUUAUUGUCUCAUUUCAUUGAUAGCAUGACUAGGAGUUGAUGAUUGGUAUUUGGUGUUGAUAUAUGGGGUAGAUAUUAGGUAUUUGGGGUUGAUGCUGGGUAUUUUGGAUUGUUACUUGAUAUUAGGGUUGACUUGUUGGCUGUGUGGUCAGUACCGAUUCAGAGCAAAUGAAAACAAAAAUCCAAACACCUUGUGUGAAUAGGUCUCAGAGACACAUGUUGCGGCACUUCACCAUCGUCGUCUCAAUGAGAGGGACGGAUGACUAUCAAGUUGUAGAGAAAAAAAAAGUAAUGUCAAAUCUUUGGAUGAUUGAAUCAUCUAUAUAAGUAUCAUUGAGUAAAAUCUUAUUAAGUUUCAAUUCAUGCUUCAGUUUAUUCUCCGCUGUUCAUUUUGACCUUUAUUUCACAGCUGGUAUCCUCGUCAACUGUCAGGCUGCACUCCCUCGUCCAAACCAAGCUCAUCAGCAGCUCGGCCGAAGCUUCCUACAUCCUGGGGGGGUCUUGAACUCAAUGAUCAUUGAGUCCAUUGAAGGUACUUAUUAGUUACUUCACUUGCGUAACAAAUUUAGGUACAUCACUAUUCAGCUUUGUUUCUAUUACCCCCAAAACGCAACUUUUUUCAUUUAUCCCACAAUAUUAGAUAUCCUACUAUUCAAAAUAAUAUCGGAACAAAACUAUUCAAAUUUCAAAACAAUAUCAGAUACCCGACUGUUAAACAUCUAUUAACAAAAUUCAUCUCAAUGUUACAGAGAACUGAAUAAGCACUUGCACCUCAUGGAACCUGACUAUUUAAUGCAUUGAUUUCCCUAGCCAACUCAGACAACUAUGCCUACCUGAUGCCUGUGUUGAGAGCUUUGAUUGAGAAAGGUCAAGAACUCUUGACCACCAGCAUUCAUCUCCCUCAUCUUCCCAAGUCAUCCAUGAGUCCCACAUUUUUUGAUGACUUCAAGACAUAUGUGUACAGUGAUGAAUGGCAGACGUUCAUAAAGAGCUAUGUGAGUAUGUGCACAAUUGGAAGACAUUCAUAGAGAGUGUGUCCAGUGAUGAAUUGUAGACAUACGUGGAAUAUGUGUACAUUGGCAGACAUUCAUAGGAUGUGUGUUCAGUGAUGAGUAGACAUACAUGGAAUAUGUGUACAUGGCAGACAUAGAAUGUGUGUCCAGUGAUGAGUAGACAUACAUGGCAUAUGUGUACAUUGGCAGACAUUCAUAGAAUGUGUGUACAGUGAUGAAUGGUAGACAUUCAUAGAAAGUAUGUGUGCAGUGAUGAAUGGCAGACAUUUAUAAAUGUAUGUGUGCAGUGAUGAAUGGCAGACAUUUGUAGAAAGUAUGUGUGCAGUGAUGAAUGUCAGACAUUCAUAGAAUGUGUGUGCAGUGGUGAAUGGCAGACAUUCAUAGAAAAUGUAUGCAGUGAUGAAUGGCAUACAUUUGUAGAAUAUUUUUUUACAGUGACGACUAGCGUCAUAUAAUUGUUGUCGUGGUUCUUGUAGGUUGGACCCCAAAUGACCCACUUCAUUGAGAUGAACUUUGAGGAGAGUGUUCAGACCAUGAUCCACUUCUGGUCAGACUGUCAUGAGGAGAUGAUGAUGAACCAUCACAAACACAACAGUGAGAUUGGGGAGAGCAGGCUCAGAUUUAAGGUAAGUUGGUAAAGUAAACACUAGCCCAGUUUUUGCUCAAUCAUUUUUUUGCCCCAUCACCCGAGCUGAGCGCCUAAAACAAAAACAUAAACACCCUAUCCUGUCCGUCCCUUUGCUCUGACACAGUUUAAUUUGUUUGUCCAAAUAAAAUUAUACAAUAGAUUUGUCUACCUCCUUGCACAAUGUCUGCGCAUGUAUCGGGCCAUGCAUACUAAUUACUAAUCACAGACAUGAAUUAUUCAUCACUUCAUAAUCACUAUUGACUCUGUGGGCAAGAUCCACCAAAGUUGCGGGCUGAAUGUGGUCCGCUGGAUACAGUUUGCCAAGCCACAUUUGUAGAAUAAAACUGACAGCAAGUGCCAUGUGUUUGGAAAUCAAGCCAUUACAAAUAAAGGCAGGGAUUAGGCAGGGAGUAACUUUUAAAAGUAUACUGUCUGCCCCCCUCCCCUUUUCUUCCCUUUUUUAAUUGGUUCUUUCUCAGCGAUUAAAUAAUAUGCUUCCCCCCCCCCUUUUCGGAGCAUAUACCCUCACACAGGGAGACAUUGCUUUAGCGGAUGAUCAUUAUUAUGUCAAAUAAUGAUAUUUAUUGAAAACCAAACAAAUGUUGAUUAACAUAACAACUGAAAAUAUCAACUGCAAGUAUCAACUAGCAUUGACACAAAGAAAGGAAAACUGUUUUUUUUUUACAUUUUACAUAAAAUAAUCAAAGAGAAUAUGGACAGAAAUCAAUCAGACAAAUGGUCCAAAAUAACAAAUUGCAAUAUGAACAUGGGAGAGAUUUGUUUUUUUCCCUUGGCUACUGGUUGGAUGUUGGAAUGGAACAAUUGUUGCCACUACUGGUUGGAUGUUGGAAUGGAACAAUUGUUUCCACCACUGGUUGGAUGUGGGAAUGGAACAAUUUUUGCCACCACUGGUUGGAUGUUGGAAUGGAACAAUUGUUGCCACCACUGGUUGGAUGUGGGAAUGGAACAAUUUUUGCCACCACUGGUUGGAUGUUGGAAUGGAACAAUUGUUGCCACCACUGGUUGGAUGUGGGAAUGGAACAAUUGUUGCCACCACUGGUUGGAUGUGCCACCACUGGUAUGAUGUGGGAAUGGAACAAUUGUUGCCACCACCGUUUGGAUGUGGAAAUGGAACAAUUGUUGCCACCACUGGUUGGAUGUUGGAAUGGAACAAUGGCACUGCUAUUUUAAGUUGAUGACUUUUAAAGCACUGAAUGAGUAUUCAAGGUUUAUUUUUGUUUAAAAUAUUAAGUAAAGAACCGAUUCUAUCUGUGGUCAUAUGAUGCAUAUGUUUAACCACAGAACCAGAUAGAGACUGAGUAUCGUAAGAAAGUAGACCACGAGAACAGAAGGUUCCAGAACGUGAUGGCACAGGAAAAAAAUCAGCACCUGUUUUCACUGAGACAGUGGAGGGCCACGAAGAGAUUCUUCAAUGGCAAAAGAGGGGCUUGGAAGAACAAGUAAGUUACUUAGUCUGGUCUAGUGACUCACAUUGUUUGAAUGGUCUCAGUCAGGGUCUGCCACCUUUUUGGACUGAGGAGCCACUUUUAUAAAGUAUAUCUGCAGAGCAAAUAUUUUGGGACUGCUGGUCUUGGUUGAAUAUUUACAUUUUAAGUUGCCCAAACAGAUAUUUUUCUUAGUGAGGUAACUUUAUAUUCUAGAAGGUCAUGUGAAUCGGUAGACAACUCUAACUUAUAAAAACAUUUGUUGUGUGCCCCUGUUUUCUCCAGACAUCAACAAGUGGUCCACUGGAAACUGUCUAACCAAGAAAACUUCCAGCGCAUGAAAGUAAAACUGACCCAGAACUACAAUUUUGAUAGUCACAUUUUGA
Molecule: messenger RNA, 4995 nt
Organism: Lymnaea stagnalis (great pond snail)
Lineage: Eukaryota; Metazoa; Mollusca; Gastropoda; Lymnaeidae
Source: the annotation of a GenBank genome assembly